AAAACUAGUCCGCUUCGGGAAGACAUCUUUUUGCGGGCCGGCGAGGGCGAUCGGUGCCGUCCGACACACUUUCGGAAACGGCGUCACCGAUGUCGACGACUCGGUGCCAGCUAAAGCGGCUUUUUGGAGACGGAGAAGUAGUUUUGUCGGGCCUUCGUGUAGCUCUGCGGCGGAGUGAUAUGAGCUGUGCGCAGGCUGAGCUGAAUGAGAUUGAACAAGAGUUCUUGUUUUGUAGCUUCAGUUUGUGUCUUUUCUCACGAAUUUGCCCAAACUACGUCCAAAAUUGAGCAACUAAGUCAAGGUGCCGGGGAAGGAGCGAGUGGGACUCUUUGUGGGCUCUUGUUCCAUCGUGGAUCGGCUAGUUGGAGAUAUAUAUUGAAUUAAUCUGGAGGAGGACUGCUGCUGAGGCAGGGAGGGCAGAGGGGGCGGAGUCCAGUCCCACAGCCGGGUGCAGCACGUUCAUGCUUCAGUUGGAUGCUUUUCCCACCGGAGACGGCGUUCAGGCUGAUCCAUCAGCUGAAAGACUGACUGCGUCAAUGAUGGAAUUACAGACGUUGCAGGAGGCUUUGAAGGUGGAGAUCCAGAUCCAUCAGAAACUGGUGGCCCAGAUGAAGCAGGACCCUCAGAACGCAGAUCUGAAGAAGCAACUUCAUGAACUCCAAGCAAAGAUCACCUCACUGAGCGAGAAGCAGAAAAAGGUGGUCGAGCAGCUGAGGAAAGAGCUGCUGGUCAAGCAAGAACCAGAAUCCAAAGUGCAGCUGCAGGUCCACGCGCCUCCUGUGGGGGGCGAUGUCAACAAGCCCAGCAACCUGAUGCAGAGCCAGCAGAUUCCUGCGGGGCUGCAGCAGACGCUGACAGUGACGCCGGUCCUCACCACCAAGACGCUACCACUGGUGCUGAAAGCCGCGGCCACGCCCUCCCUGCCCGGCUCCAUCCUGCCGCAACGCCCGGCCACUGUCACCAUGGUGACCACCGCCAUCUCCAAACCCGACGCGCACAACGCCCCCAUCAACCUGCAGGUGGCGGGCAAGCUCAGCGCUCACAGUUUGGAGCCGCUGAGGCUCGUUUCCAAGAACGCCAUGCUGCAGGUCAGACCAAAGCCCGCCUCGCCCGCCAACAUCCCCAUCGCCCCCGCGCCCCCCCCGCCCAUGAUGGCGGCGCCGCAACUGCUGCAGAGGCCCGUCAUGUUGGCCACCAAGCUGUCGCCUUCGCUUUCGUCGGCCGCGCCCAUUCACCAGCUGCGCAUCGUCAACGGGCAGCCCUGCGUCAAGACGGGCGCCGCCCCUUUGACCGGCAUCGUCAUCGCCACGCCCACCACGGCCGCCUGCCUCGCCAGCCCCGCCCGUGCGCCCGACCCCGCCUCCGUCGCCCCCGCCCCCAUUCCCGCCCAGCCUCUCCAGAUCAGCGGCGUGACCGCCGAGCCCAAGCAGACUGUUAAAUCAGGAGGCGGAGCCGAGCACAAGCCGGUCGGCGCGCUCCCCUCUUCGUCGACUCCGCCCUUGUCUCCGCCCCCCAGGCCCAAGAAGGAGGAGAGUCCAGAGAAACUGGCCUUUAUGGUGUCCUUGGGUCUGGUAACGCACGACCACUUGGAAGAGAUUCAGAGCAAACGGCAGGAGAGGAAGAGGAGAACGACGGCCAACCCCGUCUACAGCGGCGCCGUGUUUGAGCCGGAGAGGAAAAAGAGCGCCGUGAGUUACCUGAACAGCCCCCUGCACCUGGGGACCCGGAAGAGAGCCAACGACGACUCCCUUUCCAAGGUAUGUCACGCAGACUGUUGUUGUUCUUCCCCCCUCUCCAUCUUUUUUUUUUUUUUUUUUUUUUUUUUUCCGUCUUUGUCGUCUGUCUCAUUCCACCCAGGUCGCCCACCCAAAUACGGCGGCGUCCCGGAGCUGGGCUGCCUCACCCCGACCUCCCCCUCCAGCCCCGCCCGCCCCCUCCCCCUGCCCAGCCCCAGCUCUGGGGAUGGAGACAUCCAUGAGGACUUCUGCACUGUGUGCAGACGCAGUGGCCAGUUGCUCAUGUGCGACACGUGUUCUCGUGUCUAUCACCUGGACUGCCUGGAACCGCCCCUGAAAAGCAUUCCUAAAGGCAUGUGGAUCUGUCCCAAAUGCCAAGAUCAGAUCCUCAAGAAAGAAGAAGCCAUUCCGUGGCCCGGAACGCUGGCCAUCGUCCACUCCUACAUCGCCUACAAAGAAGCGAAAGAAGAAGAGAAGCAGAAGCUCAUCAAGUGGAGUGCGGAACUGCGGCUGGAGCGUGAGCAGCUGGAGCAACGAGUCAAGCAGCUCAGCAACUCCAUCACGUGCAUGGAGACCAAGAACGGCAUCCUGGCUCGCCAGAAGGAGAUGCAGCUGUCCCUGGACAAAGUCAAACAUCUGGUCCGCCUCAUCCAGGCCUUCAACUUCAACCCGGCGACUUGCGACCCCGAUGGCAGGGACGUACGAGUCCGAGAUGCGGCGGUGCCGCCGGAAGCCGAGGCGGCCUCGCCUCACGUUGAGCCGACACCGCCCGAGGUCGAGGCCGGCGAUGCGGCCGAGAGCGACAAAGCCGAGGAGCGGGCGCCAGAGAGGAGCGAGACCACCUGCGGGGACGCCGACCGUCGCGACGACGUCACGCGUGGAGCGGAUGAUCGAGGAGGCGCUCAGACGGAACCUGCCGUGUGGGCGGAGGGCACGGCGGAGGGCGAGACUGUCGCGCCUGCGCAGGUGGACGCGGCGACUUCCUCGGAGGCGCCGACGCAGGCCACCGCCAACGGUACGGGUGAGCCGCCGCUGCCGCUGCCGCCGCCGCCGCUCACCCCCUCCGCGGCGGACGUCCCCGCCGCCGACUCUGAGAACAAAAUGUCCAUCACCGGCCCUUCGGAGACGGCCACGCGGGACAAACGGGACAUCAACGACAGCAACAGCAAAACCUCAGAACCCUCCCAGCAUUGUGUGCCAGCAGAGUGAGUGUGUCGCUUUCACGUGGAAUGCGAUACCCCGGGGGGGGUGGGGUUGGGGGGGGGGCGGAAAAAAAAAAAGUUGCCAAUGUGUGUAAAUGUCGUUUGUUUGCGUCGUAUAUCGUCAGCCUGUGUCGAUGGUAGAUAGCGGCCUGGUCGUGCGCUCGCGGCCACUUAGCCAUAGACGUUGUCAUGGGAACGCUCGAAAGGAGACUGAAUCCAUCACACCAGAGUGUGCCUGUCCCGACGGUCUGGGGUGGGGGGGGGGGGUGCGGAGUGGCGGACGGGGGGGGCCACAUGCCUCGGGAGAGCGGUCGGUGAAGCCCCGCCCCCCUCGUCCGUCCGAUCCUGCUCAAGGUCAGCGACCUUCAAACAAAGAAGUGCUCCAAGCGGACUCGGAGUGUGACAUCAUCAUCAUCGUGGUCGCGAUCCAACAUGGCUGCCCGGAGCUUCACCCCAAGAGCGCCGCCCACUUAACUUUCUGACCCCGUCCGUCACUUCUUUGUUUGAAGACUCCCGGCCCCCACUCCCCCCCCCCCCCCCCCGCCCCCCACCUGUUCUAGAGACCGUAGCCCCCGUCCUCCCACGAAGGCGGGUGUGGAGGAGGCGGACCCACAGAGCGGUGUUGUUGUCGUGAGUCGUCAUUGGUGUGUCCGUGUGAUGUGCUUUUGUUUUGUUUUUUUUUUCUAGGACAAACGUGUUCACGUCUUCCUGGUGUUUGGGAAUUAAGUGCUUUUUGUGUUUUGCUCCGCCCCCCACCGCCACCCAUCUUCAACUGCCAAAACGCAUCAAAUGCGCCGGGAGGGGGGGGGGCGGAGCUAAAGCUUCCGCUUAACGGCGACGGGGGAAAAAAAAAAAGAAGAAAAAAAAAGCACAAGUUGGUUUCUUCUUCUGGUUCUGUGAUUGCCACCUGACUCCUCCCACUUUGGAGGAAGCACAAGAAGAGCCUGCAGGGGGCGCCGCUCACUUCCCGCUUCAUCAUCCAUGGUGCCUCUUUUGUUUGCGUUUUUUUAAUUUUUUUUGUCCACUUUUGAGGUCUCAUGACUCGUGUCAGCCAAUUAGCAUAUCUCAGUCCCCCCCCCCGACCCCCCCCACUCCCCAGUAGGUACCUCGAGUGCCUUCUUCGAUUUGUCUUGACUUGCACUGUGACGCGUGGACCCGCCCAUUCACCUCAUUGGCCGCUCAGUGUUUUACUGCCUUAAAUGUUUUUUUUUUUUUUUUUUUUUUUUUUUUUACCUGAUCAACUCGCUCAUUGAGGGGUCAAAGGUUGCCAAGUCUGCCGGGUUGUCCUGACGACAAAGCCCAGGCGGUGAUGCACUUUUUCACUUGAGCAGUAUUAUAACAAAAAAAAAAAAAAAAAUGUGACCCCCACCCCCCUUACCCCCCUCCCCCAUCAAUGCAUGCCUUCUUAUGCAAAUUUUAUACACAAGUUAAUGAUGCAUUCCUUGUUUUAUUGUUUCGUUCAUUUUGCUUUGGGGGGUUGGUUUGGGAAUGGGCGGAGCCAGUGGGAGCUGUCGUCUGAGUGGGCGGAGCAAAAAAAAAAAGGCCCAUUCAUCCAAAGAACGCAGAUGAAACCUGCUCACGGGAGGGGAAUGCGGCAUUGCUCAGAGUCCAAAGUGUCCGUUUGCCAGCGUCUCGUCAUGACAGUGGCCUUCGAGUGUUGUCCUCACGUGACCCUGUGACCCCCACACCUAACUUUUUUUUUUUAAAUCCAUGUGCUCAGACGCAUUGUAGCGCUCCAAAUAAAGAACAAGUGUACAUCGGGAAUCUUUGUAUAAUUGUUUGUAUUUUUUCAUAAUUUUGGAAAGGAAUGUGUUUUAUUUUUUUGGACUUGUGUUCCACACGUGUCUUCUGUUGGCCAUGUUGGUGGGAUUCUUACCUCUGUAUUGAGCCUCCUCUUCUUGUGAUGAUAAUGAUGAUGAUGAUGAUGAUGCAGUGUUUCACUUAAAAUACUGUUGCUAGGUUACAGGAUGGCACCAAGCCACCACUAGGAGCAUUUGAUCAAUUUCUAUUUAUUUAUUUUAUCAGUUUGCUAAUAAAUCCUCAAAACCAUCA
Molecule: messenger RNA, 4990 nt
Organism: Hippocampus zosterae (dwarf seahorse)
Lineage: Eukaryota; Metazoa; Chordata; Actinopteri; Syngnathiformes; Syngnathidae
Gene: phf21ab
Product: PHD finger protein 21Ab
Exons: 18
Coding region: 462-2945 (827 amino acids)
Biological process (GO): negative regulation of transcription by RNA polymerase II
Cellular component (GO): histone deacetylase complex
Molecular function (GO): chromatin binding
Source: RefSeq, a predicted model, not a curated record